GGAUGCAGGAGCCAAAGACGGACAAAGACGAAGAGCACUGCCGCAAAGUGAACGAGUACCUGAACAACCCCCCCAUGCCCGGGGCGCUGGGCGGCAACGCGAGCGGGGGCCACGAGCUCUCGGCGCUGGGGGGUGAGGGUGGCUUGCAAAGCCUUCUGGGAAACAUGAGCCAUAACCAGCUCAUGCAGCUGAUCGGACCAACGGGCUUAGGAGGACUUGGUGGGCUCGGUGCGCUGACUGGUCCUGGUCUGGCCAGCUUACUGGGAAGUGGGGGACCGCCAACCAGCAGCUCAUCAUCAAGCUCUCGCAGCCAAUCAGCUGCUGUGACGCCAUCUUCCACUACUUCUUCUACACGUGUGACACCAGCCCCGUCUGCCCCUGCGGCUGCCGCUGUAACCAGUCCCAGCCCUGUGCCAAGUUCGGGAAACGGAACCAGCUCGGCAGCAAGCCCAACUCAGCCCAUUCAACUGAGUGACCUUCAGAACAUCUUAGCUACUAUGAAUGUACCAUCUGGAGCAGGGGGCCAGCAGGUUGACUUGGCCACUGUGCUGACUCCUGAAAUAAUGGCUCCCAUCCUGGCAAACGCAGAAGUUCAGGAGCGAUUGUUGCCUUAUCUUCCGUCAGGAGAAUCUCUGCCACAGACUGCGGAGGAGAUUCAGAACACUCUGACAUCCCCGCAGUUUCAGCAGGCAUUGAGCAUGUUCAGCGCUGCCUUAGCUUCAGGACAGCUUGGCCCACUGAUGAGUCAGUUUGGCUUACCUGCUGAGGCGGUCGACGCAGCAAACAAAGGCGAUGUAGAAGCAUUUGCCAAAGCAAUGCAGAACAGUGUCAAAUCAGACCAAAAGGAGGGAGAAUCGAAGGACAAGAAAGAUGAAGAGGAAGAUAUGAGUUUAGAUUAAGUUAUUUGCUGCUCCCAUAUGGAUAUUCCUAGAUAUUAACUUAAGCAACUUCAGUAGAAUUACAGACUAACUUCAUAUUAUGCUUAUAUUAAAUCUACAAAUAAAGGGUUUUUCUUUUAUCUGCCA
Alligator sinensis (Chinese alligator) is the source of this 1025-nucleotide messenger RNA. RefSeq names its product adhesion regulating molecule 1 (gene ADRM1). Gene Ontology annotation, molecular function: ubiquitin binding; proteasome binding; endopeptidase activator activity. The transcript is spliced from 8 exons. Bases 3 to 899 code for a protein of 298 amino acids. Gene Ontology annotation, cellular component: nucleus; proteasome regulatory particle, lid subcomplex; cytoplasm. The record is from RefSeq and is a predicted model, not a curated record. NCBI's taxonomy places the organism in Eukaryota, Metazoa, Chordata, Crocodylia, Alligatoridae. Gene Ontology annotation, biological process: ubiquitin-dependent protein catabolic process.